AUGUCAAUAUGGGGAGACAGCUCCUCGGAGGAAGAAGAAGAAAGUAAUGAUGAAGAAACGGCAAACAUUUGUCUAGUGGCCCAGGAAAACGAGGAAUCAGAGACAGAUGAGGUGAAUCAUGAGUUGCUGCUUCCUCUUCUUGAAAUCCUAUUGCUCGAUGAAUUGGCACCUUCUAUGGAGACCUGGACAGUUGUGGUGAAGGUCGACAGGGUGUUCACUAGGACUGAGUAUGAUGUUACUGAGAGGGACUUGGGAUAUCCGAAGAAGCUGAUCUCUCUAGAUAUGAUAGUGUUCGACGAACAGCAAACUAGGAUGCUUCUCAGGAUCGAUGGGGAUGAGCUGAUAGAUCACUUUUGUAACCUCAUCAUCGAGGGACAGGUUUACUUGAUUCAAUACUUCUCUGUUGGUCUUGGUGGUGGGGGUAUCCAUUCGAAGCAUCAUAUAGUUGUCCUUCAUAACAUAUUAGUGCAGGAGCGAAAUUUCAUAUUCCCUCUCUAUUGUUUCAAGAUCUGGUUUGUGGAGGCCAUACGUAGGGAUUCAUCUCCUGGUUGCAAAGUAAGAGAUGUGUUUGGACUGUUAGUCAGCAUCGAGAAGAUUAAAUGGGCUAGAGUCAGGGGCGUGCUAACACGUGUUAUGACAUUUGUCAUAAGAGACCCUCAGGGAGAUAUGGUACGGUGUGUUCUUUUCGGUGACUCUGCUGAUGAGGCAUGGAAGAGUUAUCUGCCUUUGAAAAGAAUGCAUAAACUUGUCGCUCUGAUCAACUAUGCAGUGGUGAAUAGGCAGCACGGGAAGUUCUGCCUCAAGAACUAUGCGAAUGCAACAAAGGUUUUCUGGAACCCAACCUUCACCGAGAUAAUGCUGCUUAGGAGAGCUUUGCUGUUGGGUGUUAUAGCUUGA
Messenger RNA from Neltuma alba, 897 nucleotides. RefSeq lists its product as uncharacterized. The transcript has 7 exons. The record is from RefSeq and is a predicted model, not a curated record. NCBI's taxonomy places the organism in Eukaryota, Viridiplantae, Streptophyta, Magnoliopsida, Fabales, Fabaceae. The coding region runs from base 1 to 897 and encodes 298 amino acids.